CAACAGUGAUAAUCGCCCAUAUAAACAGUAUAAAAGAGAUAUCUCGAUUUAAUCUUCAAGAAGUCGCAACAGUUCUAGCACGGUGUAUACAACUGGAGAAAUAUUCGGGUGAUAUUGCGCGACGAUUGGCCGGCCUGGCUAGUAAACGUCAGUAAACGCCAGUAAUGUACCGUCAUGGCGACGCUGCCGCCACGGAAAAAUCCGACUCCUACAAAAAUUUCGAAACAGCACUUGACACCUCUGCAAACACUCCUGCAGCUGGGUUUCCCGAAACACCGAGCAGAGAAGGCGUUAGCUGCGACAGGACACCGUGGUGUGCAGUUAGCAUCGGACUGGCUACUUGCUCAUGUACGUGACCCAACUUUAGACUCUGACACACAACGGCAAUAUGUCCUAUAUGCUUGUCCCAUUGGACCAUUGGCCAAGCAGCUAGAAUUGUUUUGGUCAGAAAGUAAAGAACUGGGAUGGAAUGGUGCUCACAACUUUAUACCACACAUUACCCUUGUCUCUUUCUUCAAAGCUUCUGACGAAUUGACAGAAGAGUUAGCAAACAUUCUGGAGGAUGUGGUAUAUCAGGACAGAUUACACGAACACAUUGAGCUAGAGACAUAUGUGUCGCCUAAUUUUAUGGGCUUCUUUGUGAAGGACAUCAAUGCAGAAUGGUUGAAGAACAUUGCCAUUCGCUAUGUUAAUAAAGUUGCUCCACUAGGUAUCAUUGCCGAACCGCAAGUAACGCCUCUGCAUCUCACGCUGGCUUACCAAUUCCCCAGCAACUUAUUUCAGUCCCUCAGCUCAGCGGUCGAAAAAUUAGGACCAAACACGCCGGCCAACUGGGAGCUCCGAUUGUACUCGAGAGACUUGAGGCUACAGAAUUUACACGUGCAUAAAGUGACGCACGCCCACGUUCCCCGGGAACACGACGAAUUAGAAUUAAGAGUCGGAGAUUACAUUUACGUUCCAGAAGGUGCGUGUAACGCAUCCACGGAUGGUUGGGUGGAGGGUAUCUCCUGGUUGACUGGCAUCUCGGGCUACUUGCCGUUGAAUCAUACAAAGAGAACCGCCGAGUCGGACUCGUGGACGUUGCACACCACCGUAAUGAUCACCGACAAUAAGCGAUGCGAGAGCGCAGAGGAGGAAGAAGUGCCGAGGAUUAGGAGACCUCCUCCGGUUCUGUCUCCGAAUGAGUCUAUCGAUACCACCGACGGCAUCCCCGCAGCUGAGCAGCUGUUACUAGCGUCGGAGGUGCCUCUGAUAUCGUCGAGGGAGAUCUUUAUAUGUCGACAUGGCGAAAGAGUGGACUUCACCUUCGGCUCGUGGAUCCCGUACUGCUUCGAGUCGGACGGCUGCUACGUACGCCGCGACUUGAACAUGCCCAAGGAGAUACCGUCCAGGAAUAUCCAGGACUUCCAGAAUGACUGUCCCUUGACCACCGUGGGCGAGGUGCAAGCGAGCCUGGUAGGCGAAGCUAUGAAAUCCGCCAACAUUAAGAUAGACGUGGCCUUCGCGUCGCCGUCGUUGCGUUGCAUUCAAACACUCGCUCACAUUCUCAAGGGCUUGAAGUCUGACGUUCCCAUUAAAGUGGAACCAGGCCUCAUAGAAUGGUUGGCGUGGUAUCCGAAUGGUAUACCUGUUUGGAUGACUUCCGAGGAGCUGAUCAAAGCUGGUUUCAACGUGGACGCCGAUUAUGAUCCGAUCGUGAAGGCUAACGAGCUUCCGCUGAAAGAGAACGCUGCGCAGUAUUAUGAACGAAGUUACGACUUGAUCAAGAAGAUUAUAGAUUAUACGGAUGGUAAUAUUUUAAUAGUAGCACACGCCGCUUCUCUGGCAGCCUGCACCAGACAAUUGACCGGUGGUAGGAUACCUCCGGCGGCUGAAGUCACUAGAUUAGUUCAGAGAGUACCUUACCUUGCGUGCUUAACCGCGCGUCAAGGUCUUGAUGGCUGGCAGCUGCAUCCUCCUCCUUUCCCACCAAUCACCCACACCAGUAACAGCAGAUUCGACUGGAAGGUUCUCACAUCGUGAACGAUGCUACGAGUCUUUCCUCCCUUUUCUUUUAAGAAGAAAUGUCACAUACAGCCUAUAUUUAUGAAGACUGUUAUAAUGGGCGAUGAAUUUUUAUGCAGGGCUUUAUUCGAUGUCAAUGACAUUGAAAACUACAGUAUUCAACGAAUUAUACAAAGAGAAAGGAAAUAAGAGAUUUUCUGAAAUACUAUACUUGACAUACGAAAUAUAAUAAUAAUAAUAAUAGAGCUAGUCGAUCGACCGAUCGUUAAAACAGUGUUUACUUCCUCAGAGAAUGAUCGAUACGGGUAUUCAGAGAUAUAAUUAUUCCAUAAUUAUGGAUAUAGAACAGAUACUAGCCAAAAUGUUAUUAUUGGUACAUUAUAUAUAUAAACGUACACACAUAUAUAAUGUACUAAUCUGCUAAAUAUUUAAUAUAUAUAGACAAUGUACUAGUCUUAAUUGGCGACAUUUCUUUGCCGAAUUUUGCCGAGGCACUAAAGAAGAAGUCAUUAGAAAAUGGUAUUUAAUAUUUUUUAAUAUACUAUUUUCUGAUUAAUAUUCAUAUAUUUGCAUACAUACACACGCAUAUAUAUAAAAUUAUAUAUUUAUAUUAAAUUUAUGACACGAAAAAUGAAUACACAUGUGCACAUUAUAACAUGCAUAACUCUGUAUCCACAGAAAAACAUUCUGUGUAAUCUUUAUAUAAUCAAGUUCCCUAAAAAUCUUUAGAGAUAUGUGUCAAUUAAAUAUAUGAUGUUGAAUCAAAUUUAAUACCGUCUGCACGCAGCAUAGUAAAUUAUAAUAUGCAGAGUAAAAAGAUAUAUAUAUAUAUAUG
Messenger RNA from Harpegnathos saltator (Jerdon's jumping ant), 2839 nucleotides. It is a transcript of the gene Epp, whose product is annotated as Ecdysteroid phosphate phosphatase. Bases 175 to 2022 code for a protein of 615 amino acids. The record is from RefSeq and is a predicted model, not a curated record. Gene Ontology annotation, molecular function: protein binding. Lineage: Eukaryota; Metazoa; Arthropoda; Insecta; Hymenoptera; Formicidae. The transcript is spliced from 5 exons.